This is a messenger RNA of Myotis lucifugus (little brown bat), 1406 nucleotides long. RefSeq names its product ADP-ribosyltransferase 4 (Dombrock blood group) (gene ART4). The record is from RefSeq and is a predicted model, not a curated record. Gene Ontology annotation, molecular function: NAD+ poly-ADP-ribosyltransferase activity; NAD+-protein-arginine ADP-ribosyltransferase activity. The coding region runs from base 311 to 1279 and encodes 322 amino acids. The transcript is spliced from 3 exons. NCBI's taxonomy places the organism in Eukaryota, Metazoa, Chordata, Mammalia, Chiroptera, Vespertilionidae.
GUUGAGCUGCAGAGCCUGACCUUCAACAUUCCUUUCGAAUUCCUCUGCAUACAGUUCAGACAAGGGUUGGUUUUGGGGUUGCUCUUGUGGGGUUUUAUUUCCCAUCGGAAACUCCCAAUUUCUUUAGAACUCCGUGUUUAGUCAGAUAUUUCAGUUUUGCAACACAAAGUUGGAGUUGAUCUCUUCCCUCAUAAAAACUGCUAGUUGGUAGUGGUCAACAGAAGUCUUGACAUAAACAUUAGCAAGGAAGGUUCUUGCUGAGACUCGCAUAGAAAAGCCCAAAGGAAAAAUUGGGAGAACUCGUUUCAGAAUGAAGCUACAAGAUGGAAGAAGUACAUUUAACUCAAACAAAUGCUGUCCCUUGACCAACAGACACAGGAAGAUUUUACUCCCAAUAACUACAGCUCCUGCGACAGGAAUCUGGCUCCUCCGAGCACAACUUCCUCUCCUGCUGCUGUUUGCUGGCCUGCAGAGACCCACGGCUGCAAUUAAAAUCAACUUUGACUUGGCACCAGAUUCCUUUGACGAUCAAUACCAAGGCUGCAGCCAACAGGUCAUGAAGGAGCUAAGUCAAGGGGAUUAUGUCGCAAAAGAAGUAGAAGCCCAGACAAAUUAUUACAAGAUCUGGAAUAAUGCCCAUUUAACCUGGCUGAACCGACCUAAAGCUCUCCCUAAGAACAUGACGAUCACACAUGCUGUGGCCAUCUUGGUGUACACAUUGAACAACAAUGUUCGCUCUGACUUCACUAGAGCCAUGGCCAGCGCUGCCAGGUCUCCAUGGCAGUAUAAACAUUCAUUCCAUUUCAAAUACCUACAUUACUACCUGACCUCAGCAAUCCAGCUGCUGAGGAAAGGCCUUGUCAUGAAGAAUGACUCUCUGUGCUACCAGGUGCAUCAUGAGGCCGAUUUCUACUUGAAAGCCUACAUAGGUGCCACCCUUCGAUUUGGCCAAUUCCUGUCCACCUCCCUCCUAAGAAAAGAGGCACAGGAGUCUGGGAACCAAACUCUAUUUACCAUACUUACCUGCCUGGGCGCACCUGUACAAGACUUCUCUCUCAGGGAGGAGGUUCUGGUCCCUCCCUAUGAGUUGUUUGAAGUUGUAAAUAUGAGCUACCAUCCAAGAGGAAAUUGGUUGCAAUUGAGGUCAACUGGAAAUCUGAGCACAUAUAACUGUCAGCUGCUAAAAGCUUCCAGCAAAAAGUGCAUCCCUGCUCCUGUAGUUAUUGCUGCUCUCUCCUUUUUGACCAUUGUCACCAUCUCUUUAAAAAGUGGAGUAUAGCCCUAACCGGUUUGGCUCAGUGGAUAGAGCGUCAGCCUGCAGACUCAAGGAUCCCAGGUUCAAUUCCAGUCAAGGGCAUGUACCUUGGUUGCAGGCACAUACCUAGUAGGGAGUGUGCAGGAGGCAG